UCAUUUUCCAAGAUGGACGCCAGUUUGGAGAAGUUAUUGCAAGAUGAUGAAACAUUCAAGCAAUUCUUGGAGGAUAAUUUUGAUGAUAGGACAUAUGCAAACAACAUUAUUCAAAGUCGCGCCAUCAGCGAGUCGCUUGCCAGGUUGGCAGAUGGGAUAAACCUUUUGGACAAAGAACUUCACGCGCAGGUUGUUGAGCAUCAUGAAGAUCUUCUACAACAGGCGACAGGAAUUGAAACAUUAGAAGGUGUCCUACAGAUGAUGCAAACCAGAAUAAACUCAUUAAAGGCUUCUGUUGAAAGAAUUCAACAACAUGUUGUGGAACCAUAUUUCAAAAUUCAAUCAAGGACAGCCCAACUACGUCGCCUUCAGGAAGCCUGUGAUAUCUUGAGAAGAGUUAUUAGAGUCCUUUAUCUGACCAAACGGCUUCAAAGUCAACUUCAGGGUGGUACAAGAGAAAUCACUAAAGCUGCUCAAAGUCUCAGUGAACUGGAUUACCUUGUCCAAGGAGCAGACCUCUCUGGAAUCCAGGUGAUAGAAAAUGACUUAAAAGUGGCUGCCAAGGCAAGAGUGGAAGUGGAAAAUCAGGCACAGAGAAUGCUAUCUCAGGGCAUGACAACACAGAAUCAAACCCAAGUAGCCACAGCCCUGCAGGUGUUCUACAACCUGGGUUCGUUAGUCAGCAAAGUUAAUGAAGUGGUUGACAAGGUGAGGGAAAACCUGAUAAACAGUGUCAAAGAAGCUCUGGAUCCUAACACUCUCUCACAGAUGCAACCAAAUGCAGGAACAGGAGGUCCUGGUCGUGCCGCAAUGCCUACCCCAGGGAAUACAGCAGCUUGGAGAGCCACUUUGUGGACCAGAUUGGAGCAACUUAUGGACUCAAUCUACUCAGCUUGUGGCCAGGUUCAUCAUCUUCAAAAGGUUUUGGCAAAGAAACGAGAUCCUGUAACACAUGUUUGUUUUGUGGAGGAAUUGUUGAAGGAUGGGAAAUCUUGUACCACUUCCUUCUGGAAUUCAGUAACUUUAAUUUUGACGGAAGAAUUUGCACAGGCUGCCCAAGCCUCCACUUUUUUAAAGCAAGCAUUUGAAGGAGAGUACCCCAAACUACUACGGCUUUACAAUGAUCUGUGGUCUCGGUUACAGCAGUUUAGUAGUGCGUCAAAUGCUCCUACUACUGGCAUUGCUCUGCAAAUUGAGCCUUCAUUUAGUUUAUUUCCAAGCGCUGGGGAUCAGUUUAGCCUAAGUCCAGAGCAAGCCUUGAAGAACAGCCUGGCCCCAUUUGAAAAUGCCUACUUGUCGAGAUCUUUAUCCAGAUUACUCGACCCAAUUAACUUGGUGUUCCCAUCUGGUGCACGGAAUCCUCCUUCCAGGGAGGAGUUGGCCAGUAUCGCCAAGACGAUUUCAAGUGAACUGAGUGUGGCCAGUGUAGAUGUGGGACUCACAAUAACUGUAGCCAGAAAUGUCGCCAAAACAGUGCAGCUGUACACGGCAAAAUGCGAAGAACUGCUGGUGGCUGGUCUCGAAGGAAAUCAGUUAUACGACCACGUGACUCAAGCUCAGCAGAAGAACGCUGCCAUCGUGAAUAGCUUGUUCCAGUUACAUCAGGCCGUAACCAAGAUAGUAGAUGGUCUGUGGCCUCAGUCUCCUGGUGUUGCUGUGGAUGCAAUAUCCACCGGGUUACAGGGAAUUCUAGCGCUGAUUAAUUCAGCUCUGGAUCCGCUGCUUGAUGUGAUUAGACUUGAUUUGGAAAACCACAUAUUCAAGAUGCAUUCAGAGGAUUUCACAAGUUCGACCCUGUCACGUGACAUUGCUGAUAGCCCGGAUGCACCUUGUUCUGGUUACAUUCAAGACUUGCAGGAUUUUAUCAUCCACGUUCAAAAGAACUACAUUGCACUUUACGAGUGCAGAGAAAUUCUCUCGCAGAGGUUGGAAGAGAUGGUGUGUCGAACUAUUGAGCUGUUUGUUCGUCACGCCAGUCUACUCAGAGCCAUUGGCGAGGGAGGAAAACUCAAGCUUGCCGCUGACAUGGCUCAGAUUGAAUUUGCCGUUGGUCCAUUAUGCCACAAAGUGUCUGAUUUAGGAAAGUCCUACAAACUUUUGAGAUCUUUUAGACCUCUUUUAUUUCAAACCUCUGAAGACAUUGUAAAUAAUCCGGCCCUUGGGGAAAGCCUCCCUCACAGUGUGGUGCUGCAUCAUUUGUUUUCACGCGCACCAAACGAACUUAAAUCGCCUCAUGAGGUGGCUGGAUGGUCAUUAGGGUUCUAUUCUCAGUGGCUGGAUAACCAUACCUCAGAGGAAGAGAAGCUUGCACUUAUAAGAGGCACACUGGAGGCAUACGUUCAGUCAGUCAGAUCACGUGGAGAAAAAGAAUUUGCACCAGUGUAUCCUAUCAUGCUUAGGAUUCUUCAAGCUGCGAGCACUACAUAAGGUUCUUAACCCUACGGUGACAGGAAGAAAAGCAAACAAACAGAUAGACAAACAAAAACCAACAUCAACAUAGGAUCCAAAAAAUAACGUAGCAUAUUCCUGGAAGUUCGUUGCCAUUUGAAACUUUCCAUGUUUGAAAGAAAAAGAAAUUAAGUUAAUUUUUAUAGAUAAAAAUAUGGGCAAAUGUGGUUAUUAAAUUUUAUAGAUAGACAAGCAAAAACCAACAUCAAUAUAGGAUCCAAAAAAUAACGUAGCAUAUUCCUGGAAGUUCGUUUCCAGUUGAAACUUAUCAUGUUUGAAAGAAAAAGAAAUUAAGCUAAUUUUUAUGGUGGGUCGACAGAAAACAGGGAUAUGAAAUUGUCAAAUGUGUAUGUAACGGCUUAUCGUUAGAAGGCACCGAACUUCGAAUGCCAAUUCUUCACAUUCUCAAUUGGUUGAUGUUAUACUUUAAUUGAAACACAUUCCCUAAAUAGAGGGGCAUGAACAAAUGAGACUGGUGACGACCUUACAUCAGAGGACUUAACCUGGAUAAGUUUAAGAAAUAAGGAGAUACCAGGAACUGAGAAUUAACUUGGAUUGUUAAAAGGGGAAUUUGAAAGGCACCUUAAAAGUAGAAAAACCUUCAGUGGAGUCUUGAAAAGUUUUUCCAAGAUUGAUUAAGGUUAAGCUAAAACCAGAUUCCAGUUCUUGGGCCUCUAAGCCCAUGGAAUAAAGGUGUUUAAUAUAACUCAACUUUGAACUUUGCACAAGCCCAGAGUUAAAAGCUAAUGAAAUGGAAUAUUCCAACGAGUUUGCUUGCCCCCUUGGCGCAAGUUUUACUGAAUACAUAUUUAACUGAAAAGGAAUGUUUGGAUCUUGGAGUGUGGACUUGGUGUAACUUGAGCCGUAUGGUUGAGUUAACCCCUUGUUGAUUUCCUCUUAUAUUAGUAGACGGCACAUCUGAUUUUCAUAAGAAUUAUUUUGCGGAAAUAGCACAUUUGGCCAUAUUUGUGAGCUUUUUGGCCUGUAAUAUUCAUUGUUGUUUUCCACUGUUGUUCAAAAAACGGUGAAGAGGACUCCCUUUCAUGUUAAUGUUUGCCAAUUAUAUCCGGUCAUUUACGCAGUUAUCAACCAGGGGGGCCUUGCGACGCAUGUGGAAAGAUAUUUGCUCUCGCCUGAAAGAUAAGUUGAAGAUAAAUUCUGUGAUAUCUUAACAAAGAGAAAAUGAGAUGUUUGACUUGAAUCUGCAGCAUAAAGAAAUUGGGCAAGAAAUUGAAUUUGAUUUCUUAGUGGUUUUGUGGUUACAUCCUAAUGGGCACACCCGUUAGGGACGGCGUCUUGUUGUCUAGGACGCCUGUUUAACUUGUUUCCUUGAUGUUUGUUUGGCUGGAAAUGUGUAUUAGAUAUUCAUGAAGGUAGAAGUUCAUCUACGGCACAGUUCUUUUUCCUUAUGAUAGUUGUUUUUGAGUUGCCAGAGCUUUCAGCUGCGGUAAAAGUUAUUUUGCUUUAUCCUCACAAAAGAUUGCCGAACACCUGAGAGAACUGUUCAGUUUGAAUUUGUGGUUUCCUCAUUUCCGCCUCUAGAGAUAAAGAAUCCUUUGUGUAGGACGUUACCACGUUUACAAGCUACGUGCUUAAAUGAUGAAUGGUUUGUCAUGUUCACAUAUUACGCAAGAAACAUCGAUUCAUUGUUUAGUUUUAUUGCCUCUAAAUGAAGAACUUGAAUUGGGGAAUCCAAGGUCAAGCACAAUAGUGCCUUUCAUUGAACUUCAAACAAGAAAAAGGAGAAUAAAGAUAUUUUUAAACGGU
Stylophora pistillata is the source of this 4215-nucleotide messenger RNA. Its product is annotated as conserved oligomeric Golgi complex subunit 5. Gene Ontology annotation, biological process: intra-Golgi vesicle-mediated transport. Gene Ontology annotation, cellular component: COG complex. Lineage: Eukaryota; Metazoa; Cnidaria; Anthozoa; Scleractinia; Pocilloporidae. The record is from RefSeq and is a predicted model, not a curated record.